Messenger RNA from Conger conger (European conger), 3493 nucleotides. It is a transcript of the gene cog3, whose product is annotated as component of oligomeric golgi complex 3. Gene Ontology annotation, cellular component: membrane; cis-Golgi network; COG complex. Bases 22 to 2496 code for a protein of 824 amino acids. The record is from RefSeq and is a predicted model, not a curated record. NCBI's taxonomy places the organism in Eukaryota, Metazoa, Chordata, Actinopteri, Anguilliformes, Congridae. Gene Ontology annotation, biological process: intra-Golgi vesicle-mediated transport; Golgi organization; intracellular protein transport. The transcript has 23 exons.
CCGUUGUCAGUGCUGACGUUGAUGAUGGCGGCUGUGGACCAGUCUCUCCUGGAUCUGACCGAUAAAGAGACCCGUGAAAAGCUGUCUUUGUGGGAUCACCGCUCCGAUGCUACUGCACCUUUGACAGAAAGGCAGUCGGACUCCAUCCUGGAUAUCCGUACUGCCGCUGAGAGUAUCCCCGUGCCCGCUGAGCUGCCCAUCGAGGACCUGUGCAGCCUGACAUCGCUGUCCCUGAGCUCCUCGUUCACGGCUGCAGUUCCUGCCUCCACAGAGGACGUCCUGCUGAAGGGCUUCCAGUCCCUGGGUCUGGAGAACACCAAAAUAGAGACGGCACAACAGUUUUUUUCCUGGUUUUCCAAAUUGCAGUCGCAGAUGGAUCAAGAUGAAGGAGAAAAGUACAGGAAGACCAGGGAGCAUCUGAGUGGGUACCAGGACCAGUGUGAUGCCAUCCUGAACGACGUGAACCAGGCUCUGGAGCAGCUGGGCUCCCUGCAGAAACAGUACCUGUUUGUGUCCACAAAAACAGGGACCCUGCACGAAGCCUGUGAACAGCUGCUGAAAGAACAGUCGGAGCUGGUGGACUUGGCUGAGAGCAUACAGCAGAAGCUGUCAUAUUUCAAUGAGCUGGAGAACAUAAACACAAAAUUGAACUCGCCCACCCUGUCUGUGAACAGUGAUGGCUUUAUACCAAUGCUGUCAAAGUUGGACGACUGCAUAGAAUAUGUCUCUUCACAUCCAAACUUCAAGGACUACCCAGUUUAUCUGGCCAAGUUUAAACAAUGUCUCUCCAAAGCCAUGCACCUAAUGAAGACGUUUACUGUGAACACGCUGUACAACCUCACCAGCCAGCUGACCAAACGGGACCCGUUGGGUGCGGCGAGUACAGACAAUGCCUUUACGCUCUACUACGUCAAAUUCAGAGCCGCAGCUCCGAAAGUCAGGACGCUGAUAGAACAGAUUGAACAGAGGUCAGAGAAAAUACCGGAGUACCAGCAGCUGCUGGGGGAAAUUCACCAGUGCUACCUGGACCAGAGAGAGCAGCUCCUGAGUCCCAGCAUCAGCAGCACCAUCACAGACCUGACUAGCCACAGCCACAAGGACCACUGCGCCCUGGUUCGCAGUGGCUGUGCAUUCAUGGUUCAUGUGUGUCAGGAUGAACAUCAGCUCUUCAAUGAGUUCUUCUCCAAACCCACACCUAGGCUAGACGAGCUCCUGGAGAAGCUGUGUCUCUCUCUGUACGACGUGCUCCGCCCCCUCAUCAUCCACGUCAUCCACCUGGAGACGCUGUCGGAGCUGUGCGGCAUCCUGAAGAACGAGAUGCUGGAGGACCACGUGCACAACAACGCUGGGCAACUGGGAGCCUUCGACGCCGUGGUAAAGCAGAUGUUGGAGGAUGUGCAGGAGCGGCUGGUGUACAGGACUCACAUCUACAUCCAGACCGACAUCAUCGGCUACAACCCCGCGCCCGGGGACCUGGCCUACCCCGAGAAACUGGAGAUGAUGGAGAAAAUCGCGCAGAGUCUGAAGGAGGAGCAGAUGAAGAUGGCGUCUCCGGACACCUCCUUCUCUGAGGUGCAGCUGGAGGAGCCCAACGCCAAGAAGAGCUCUGGCGGUACGGAGGCAUCACGGCCCCUGGCCUCUAUCUCCCCCGCGGACCUGCACGGGAUGUGGUACCCCACGGUCCGCCGCACGCUGGUGUGUCUGUCCAAGCUGUACCGCUGCAUCGACAGGGCGGUGUUUCAGGGCCUCUCGCAGGAGGCUCUGUCUGCCUGCAUCCAGUCCUUACUGAAAGCCAGUGAUGUCAUCAUGAAGAACAAGACUCAGAUCGACGGGCAGCUGUUUCUGAUCAAGCACCUGCUGAUCAUGCGGGAGCAGAUCGCUCCCUUCCACACGGACUUCGCCAUCAAGGAGAUCUCUCUGGACCUGAAGAAAACCAGAGACGCUGCGUUCAAAAUCCUGAACCCCAAGAAGGUUCCAAGUUUCUUCAGGCUCAACAGUCACAACGCCAUCCUUGAGUUCCUCCUGGAGGGAACGCCGGAGAUCAAGGAGCACUACAUCGACUCUAAGAAGGAUGUGGACCGUCACCUGAAGUCCAGUUGCGAGCAGUUCAUCCAGCAGCAGAGCCUCCUGUUCAUAGGGACCCUGGAGGAGUUCCUGACCAAGGUGUCUGCACUGAAGACCAUGGCCAUCCAAGGAGGCCCCACAUAUGACCUCUCCAAGCAGCCAUGGGCACAGCCUGCCAAGAUCAACGACGUGGUGAUGGCCACAUACCGCGUGAUGAAGACCAAGCUGCCUGGCACCAUGCAGAGGCUGUCCCUGUACCUGGCCAAUAGGGACACAGAGUUCAUCCUCUUCAAGCCCGUGCGGAACAACAUCCAGCAGGUGUUCCAGAGGCUACAUGCCCUGCUGCAGGAGGAGUUCAGUGGAGAGGACCUGCAGAUCAUCGCCUGUCCCUCUAUGGAGCAGGUAAACCUGCUGCUGUCUGUGAAUAAGUAGCUCCCAAAUAAGGGCAGGAGGCGGGGCUCCCUCGACAGGGGCGGGACUACAGCCAAACCUGGGGACGGGGCGCAUCGGCGUCCUAUGAACUGCUGCGACCGACGGUGUGGGGGAGGGGCCGUGUCUGGCCUUUGGCUCCGGGGCUGUAGUGAUCCUAGGAUAGAGGUGGAACGGUGAGAACAUCGCUGGUCGGUGUGGAGUCGCACUACCAAAGACUGCUUUGCACUGACUUGCCCGGCUGCCCUGUGUGUUCCCGGCACAGAUCCGCAGGUCGGACUCCGCGGAUGUCCGCCUGGAAAAACUCUAAAUUCCUUGUUACUGAAAUGCAGGGGACUCUUGGGUUUCUGGUGUAGUGAAGGGUGAUCCGUGUAGCUGCUGUGGGUGUCCACAUCACAGGAACGUGUGUGUGUUCUGGGUGAGUGGGGGAUUUAACCAGGCAAAUAUAUGUGAAUCGGUGUCCGGGAUGUCACUCAAUCAGCCUCAGCACCUUAUUGGAGGUCUAAUGCUAAUGGUAAGAAUGGGUACGGUUUCUGUUCUGGUGAGGGGGUUUUGGACAACGUUAGAGGUCAUAUGAUAAAACGCAGAUGAGUCUGUUUUCUGAAUCUUGAGUUUCAUAAACAGUUUAGCCUCAUUUUUGUUGAAAUAAUUGCCUGUGUGAAUGUAGCUAGAUGCAGUGUGCUCUGCAGGGGAGAACACAGGCUUUAACCUCCAGUCCUGCGGGGGGCGCUGUGUCCGCUGGCUUUCUGUGCGUUUUAGCAUCAGGGAUUCAUGCAAGUCACUGAUUGGCAAAAGGGUCCGCACACCUUUUUCUCAAGGCCUGAUUGGCUGAAAAGAAGCCACGCAAACCUGCUGGCACUGCAGCCCUACAGGACAGGAGCUUCACCCUCCUUGCAUACAGGAUUCCUUUGUAAAGUACCUUCGGUGCUCUUUUGAUGCCUGGCUUUCUUUAUUAAGAAAAAAGUGCUUAUCUUGCUGUAUUUCCCCCAUGUUUGUAUUU